This is a messenger RNA of Chondrus crispus (carragheen), 513 nucleotides long. Its product is annotated as Peptidyl-prolyl cis-trans isomerase. Lineage: Eukaryota; Rhodophyta; Florideophyceae; Gigartinales; Gigartinaceae. Gene Ontology annotation, molecular function: peptidyl-prolyl cis-trans isomerase activity. The coding region runs from base 1 to 513 and encodes 170 amino acids. Gene Ontology annotation, biological process: protein peptidyl-prolyl isomerization. The transcript has a single exon. The record is from RefSeq and is a predicted model, not a curated record. Gene Ontology annotation, cellular component: catalytic step 2 spliceosome.
AUGAGUGUCACCCUGCACACCACGAAGGGCGACGUCAAGCUGCAGCUGCACUGUCGCGAGGCGCCGCGAUCGUGCGCCAAUUUCCUCGCGCUGUGCGCCGCGGGCGCGUACGACGCCUGCCCGUUCCACCGCGUGUCCUCGGGCUUCAUCGCGCAGACGGGCGACCCGACCGGCACGGGCAAGACGUCGCGUGCCGCGUUUGCAAAGCGUCUGCCCGACGAAAUCGUCCCCGCGCUCACGUUUGCGCGCCCCGGCGUCGUCGCGUUUGCGAAUAAUGGUAGGCCCUCCCGCAAGGGCGUCGGAUCGCAGUUCUUCAUCACUGUUAAGCCCGCCACCCACCUCGAUGCUACGUGCACCGUCGUCGGGGCCGUCAUUUGGGGGCUCGCCGUCGUUAACGCUAUUUCGGAGGCCGAGGCGGAGAAUGGGACCCCGAGGGUGCAGAUUAAGAUCGAGUCGGUGACUAUUCACGCCAACCCUUUUGCGACGGGGGACUUAGAAUUCCAGCUCCCAUGA